UUUUUUUUCAAUGAAAACCCUAGAAGGAGAAACCUAUGGAGUCUUUACAAAUUGAAGUACUUCAAUUAUAAUUUUUUUUCAAAUAAUCACUGUUAUGUUCAAUCGGUAUAUAAUCGUCUAAUAGUUUGCCCUCUUGAUUGCUCUGUAUUGUGCUGAAUUUUGGUUUUUGAUGCCGGCUCCAAGCUCAAGUUCGUUGUGGCGUGAGUAACCCAUUCCAAAUUAUGUUGUGAUGUUGGUUUUUAGCCGAUACUAUACUUCAGGUUCAUUUGGAUCUAUUUAACUUGAUCACUGUAUGUAGCCCUCAAAAUCUCUCUUCUUUCUUUUUUUGUUCUUUCUAAUAGCAGGUCCCUUCCAUGUGAGCAUCUAUUUUAUGCUUGGUUGAAUUUUUACCCAACUUCUAGUUUAUGUUGGAUAUUUCUUCUCCCAUCAUUACAACAUUGAGCCAUAUUGCUUAAUCUAUGUCAAAAUACUUGAUUCAUAGGCAUUCAUGUCAAUCGUCUGUGGUUUUCCCCUUCUUGAAUGUGUAUACUGUCUUGCAUGUGCCCGAUGGGUUUGGAAGAAAUGCCUCUACACUGCAGGCCAUGAAAGUGAAAACUGGGGCCUUGCUGAUGUUGAAGAAUUCAUGCCGGUUCCACACCUUUGUCGCAUAAUCCUAGCAGUGUAUGAAGAUGAUAUUCGAAACCCAAUUUGGGCACCCCCUGGAGGUUAUGGAAUCAAUCCUGAUUGGCUUGUCCUACGGAAAGACUAUGAAGAAACACAAUGCCGUGUACCUCCUUAUAUGAUUUACCUUGAUCAUGAGAAUAAAGACAUAAUUUUCGCUGUUAGAGGACUUAACUUGGCAAAGGAAGGUGAUUAUGCUGUUUUGCUUGAUAACAAACUUGGGCAGACAAAGUUUGAUGGUGGAUAUGUUCAUAAUGGGCUAUUGAAGGCUGCCGAGUGGCUUUUUGAUGCAGAAUGUGAAGUAUUGAGGGAUUUGGUUGAGAAUAAUCCAGAUUAUACAUUGACAUUUACUGGGCAUUCACUAGGGGCAGGGGUGGUGGCAUUGUUGGUUUUGGUUGCAGUACAGAAUCUGAACAAGUUGGGGAACAUUGAAAGGAAGAGGAUCAGAUGCUUCGCGAUUGCUCCUGCCAGAUGCAUGUCACUGAAUUUGGCUGUGAGAUAUGCAGAUAUUAUCAAUUCUGUUGUGCUCCAGGAUGAUUUCUUACCUCGAACGACUACUGCUUUGGAAGAUGUUUACAAAUCACUUUUCUGUUUGCCAUGCUUACUUUGUAUUAUGUGUCUGAAGGAUACAUGCACUCUAGAGGAGAAGAGGCUUAAAGAUCCAAGAAGGCUAUAUGCUCCUGGCCGGCUAUACCACAUUGUGGAGCGAAAACCCUUCAGGAUCGGAAGAUUUCCCGCAGUUGUGAGGACUGCAGUCCCAGUGGAUGGGAGGUUUGAGCACAUGGUUCUUUCUAGCAAUGCAAUGUCUGACCAUGCUAUUAUUUGGAUAGAGAGAGAAUCCCAAAGGGCACUUGAUUUGAUGCUGGAGAAAGAUCAGAUUAUGGAGAUUCCAUCAAAGGAAAGGAUGGAACGGCAGGAGUCCCUUGCUCGAGAACACACUGUGGAGUACAAGGCAGCUCUUCAAAGAGCUGUUGCCUUGGAUAUCCCUCUGGCUUACCCUCCUUCUCAGUAUGGAACAUUCCAUGAAGGGGAGACUUCUGGCAGAUCAAGUGAGCAAACUUCAUUCUUGUCCUCUGAGAAAAGGAAGGAAAGUUGGGAUGAAUUUGUAGGGCGUCUCUUUGAUGUUGAUGAGUCCGGGCAAAUGGUUUUCAAGAAACCAGUCUCAUAGACUCACAAAGUUGAUAUUGUAAAUAGCCUGGAGAAAGCAUUCUUUGAUUCAUAUGAACUAUGAAGCACAUUUUUUGGGUUUCAUGAUUGUAAAGCCUAAUGUCUGAAGAGGAACAUGAAGAUUCAUUUCAUCAUCGACUGUAUAUUUCAAAAGGAUUCUCAUGUCCAAUGUUGUAACAUCCCAUGGAUUAGAAAUCAACAGGCCAUGAUAUGGGUAAGCUUGAUUUAUGUUUUCGAA
This is a messenger RNA of Pistacia vera, 2065 nucleotides long. RefSeq lists its product as uncharacterized. Gene Ontology annotation, biological process: lipid catabolic process. The transcript is spliced from 5 exons. The record is from RefSeq and is a predicted model, not a curated record. The coding region runs from base 488 to 1828 and encodes 446 amino acids. Lineage: Eukaryota; Viridiplantae; Streptophyta; Magnoliopsida; Sapindales; Anacardiaceae.